This is a messenger RNA of Torulaspora delbrueckii, 5433 nucleotides long. It is a transcript of the gene MLP2, whose product is annotated as Mlp2p. The transcript has a single exon. Bases 1 to 5433 code for a protein of 1810 amino acids. Gene Ontology annotation, molecular function: structural constituent of nuclear pore; protein binding. Gene Ontology annotation, cellular component: nuclear pore. The record is from RefSeq and is a predicted model, not a curated record. Lineage: Eukaryota; Fungi; Ascomycota; Saccharomycetes; Saccharomycetales; Saccharomycetaceae. Gene Ontology annotation, biological process: protein import into nucleus; mRNA export from nucleus.
AUGUCAGAAAAGGAAACACUGGUGGGUUCCAGCGGGACUGAUGAGCUUUCUCAGAGAAUUGCAGGUUUUCUAGGGAUUUCAGACGAUGAAUUGAAACCGGUGCUUGCGGACCAUGUGUUGUCCGAUUGUUUGGUGAAUAAAUUACAGGAAUUUAACAAUUUACAAUCGAAUAAUUUGAGACUACAUGCUACUGUGGACGAAUUGAAGGCAUUGUGCACUAGUAAAGUAGAUUCUUUGAAAAAAGAGACUGAAAGAUUAAUCAGAGAGAAUGAUACGGAGAAGCAGAGGCGAAAUCGGCUCGAAGAGCAGGUUUCUCAAUUGACAAAGGAAAAGACCUUGGCUCUAGGACAAAUGGAAAACGUCAAGUUUGAAUUGCAAAACACAAUAGAGCAAAAAAAUGUCCUGAAGUCUAAUAAGCAAGAGGUUGUUAAGCUACUUGAAGAGAAGAUAAGUGAAUUAGAAGCUUCGAAGGUUGAGUCACAGGAAUUGGUGAAUGAUAAUAAGAAUCUGCGUCAGCAACUUAUGGAGACCCAAAAUGAAGUACAAACUCUCAAAUGCAAUGGACUCGGCGAUAAAUCAGAGCUCGAAAUAGUCAAACAACAGGUCGGAAUGCUUACAAAGAGUAACGAAUGGCUUGAAAAAGAAGUAACUUCAAAAACUGAACAACUGAUCAAAUAUAGGCAAGAAAAUGAUACAGAGUUGCAAAAGUCCUUGCAAGAAGUUGCACGUUUGAAAAACGAUUAUCAACUGGAGAAAAGCUCCAGAGAGUUUCUGUUAAAGAAAAAUCAGGAAAUUUCCCAGGAUCUGCAAAACAAGUUGUAUGAAAUCAAGAAAUUAAGUGAUGAGUUAAACACGGAAAAGCAAGAAUUCUCACGCGAAAUGUCACUUAAACAGAAAUUACUUGAUUUACAGGACGAACAGUUACAAUCGUUCAAAGAAGAACUCCGAUUAACCGAAGAAAAGCACAAUUCCACCGAAGCUGAUAACCUUCAAUCCACACAACAAGCCAGAUUUAUGGAUGAUUUAGCUCAGGUAAGACAACAGCUCGAAGAAUCGAACCACGAGCGGUUGCGUUUACAAGCUGUUGUCAAUGAGGUAAUGGGCGACAGUGAGGAGUUUGAUCUUGAUUCGACAGCCAAUGUUUCAAUACCGAAACUUUAUGGUGACAUUGGCGUGUUGAAAAAGCAACUGAUAAAGGAAAGGCAUCAAAAGGAGAAUUUACAACGUCAAAUCGAGUCAUUUGUUGUAGAGCUCGAAUACAAAGUACCUGUAAUCAACUCACUCAAAGAAAGAUCCUAUACACUAGAAAAGGAGCUCAGUGAUAUAGCAUUAUUGUUAGAGCAUACUUCUCAUGAAAAGGAAAGAAAGACGAGAGAGCUGGAAUCUGCCACGGGAAAGAUCAAACAGCUUGAGAUUAAUACACAUACACUCAUAAGACAAAGAUCUGAUCUUGCGCGUCAAGUACAGUUUCUUCUGUUCAACGGCACACUCCAAAAUGAUUCUCGUGGUCCACUUACUGCUGAUGAGGUUGCAUUCAUCAAGAAGAUCAUUGAAAAUGAAAAUCCAAGCAAUGAAAGUGACUCUCAAAGUAUCAUCACAGAGAGAUUGGUCGAAUUCAAAGAUAUUGCAACUUUACAGGAAAGAAAUACAGAAUUGUUAAAGACCGCCAGGACUUUGGCUGAUAGGCUUGAAGAGGAAGAAAAAAAUUCCAAUAUCAGAAUUGACUCUCUAGAGAGAAAAACCAUUGAUGAAGCUAAGGAGGCAAUAAUUACCUUGCAAGAGCGCAAUUCGGAGAUAGAAAGUAAGGUCUCAACUAUCGAGAAAGAACGUGAUGCUUACAAAGCUAUACUGUCACAAACGAGUCAGAGUUUCGACAAUUUGGGAGAUGCUGAUAGAAUGAAAGAUAGCCAGGAGAACCAAGAAUUGAUAAAGAGUUUAGAAGAUAAACUAUCAACUUUGACAACGGAAACGUCAAAGAACAAUGAACUGUUGAAUCAAGAAAUUCGGAAUUUAUAUCAGUCCAAGACUCAACUCACUAUCAGUCACGAGAAGGAAAGGUCAUCCCGAACUCUAGCCGAAGAUAGAUUGAAAUUAUUGCAAUCGACGCUGGAAAUGACCAAGAAUGAAAACGCAGAACUCAUUAGGAGAUCGCAUGAAUUGCAAUCCAUAUUGUCUAAACAAGAAGCAAGAAAUGGUGAGACAGUCAAUAAGUACAUUUCGUGUCAAUCAAAACUUUCAGUUCUUGAAGCCAGAGCCGCCAAUCUAGACGCCGAGAAAUCUCUACUCCAAUCAUCCAGUGACUCUUUAAGGAGAGAGAUUCAAAAGAUCUCAGUAGAGAGAAAUUCACUAAACCUUAUGGUCACGCAGCUGCAGACUUUGCAAUCGGAGCGUGAAAACCUUCUCAAGGAAUCACAGGCAUCCCACAAAGCUGCGAUUGCUCAAUUAGAAGUACAAACGAGCGAGUUGAAAACGGAAAUUAGCUCUAAAGACAACGAAAUCAAGGCAUCUGAAGAUGCUAAGAGAGCUCAGACCAAAUGGUUCCAAGAGAAGAUUGACGAAAUGUCGUCUGACGCCGGCAAGAUCAGAGACGAACUUGCUACUAAAACCGCAACAGUCGCACAAUUGGAAUUAGAAGUUAAUGAUCUAAAGAAAAAAAUAGAAGAAAGUGAUUCUCGUAUUGCUUCAUACAAGACAUUGAAUGACGCUGGGAAUGGAGAGACAACUCAAGGUCAGCUAAGGAAAGACUUAGAGAAGACGAUGAUUGAGCUCAAACAUGCUUAUUCACAGAACGAAGAAUUUAAGCAAAUAUCAUCCACCGCUGAGGAAACAUUGAAGAAUCUAAGCAAUGAAUUCGAGGAAAGGACAGAGGCAUUGAAAUCUAAUGCUGAGAAGUAUCUUGCUGAGAAGGUUCAAUUGGAACAAUGUGUCAGCAACUUGAAGAAAAACAUCGACUUUUUGAAUAACGAGUAUGCUCUGCAGAAGAACAGGUCCGAAGAAGAGAAGAAUGAAAUUCUAAAAAAACUUGUUUCUCUUGAAAGUAGUGAACAUUCUUUAGGACAGGUGAAGAAAGAGUACGACCAAAAGUUAUAUCAACUCCAAAAAGAUUUGGAACAACAAACUGCUUACGCUAACAUAGCUCAGAAAAACUACGAGGAAGAACUUCAAAAGCAUGCUGAAGUCUCCAAGAUAAUCUCUCAAUUGCGCUCUGAGGUCCAGAGUGGCAGAUCUGAGAUCCAACAAUUGAAAGCGUCAGAACAGCAGGCCAAAGAGGUACUGGAGAAUGGUGAAAAAAGCUGGUACAAUCAAAAGACGGAAUUGGAUGCUCAUAUUGAUGAUCUGAAACGCCAAGUGGAUAACAUAUCUAGUCAAAAUAAACUACUAUUCAGUCAGGUGGAACUUCUCUCUAAGAGUGAACGAGAAUUUGAAAACAAGCUUUUGCCGGGAAGUAGUGAACUCUUGAUUAGUCUGCGCCGUGAAAGAGAUAUCCUUGAAACUAAACUGACCGUCAGCAAACGGGAAGAAAAGCUUUUACACCAGAAGCAGGUUGCCCUUGAAGAUGAGUUAGCUGAAGCCAGAAAAAAACUGUUCAAGCUACAGGAGAAUGAUAGCAACCAUUCUGAUAUUGCUAAGCAGCACGAAGAUAUUAUGGAACAGCUGAACCAAAUGAAUUUAUUACGUGAAAGUAACGUUACUCUCAGAAAUGCGGUUAAUGCUGCCCAAGAGAAAAACUCUGAUCUUCAAUCUGAAUUGAAUCAUUUGCAAAGCAAGAUCUUACCACUGAACUCUGAACUCAGUGAAUGUCGUCAAUCAAUUGAGGAGAAGGACCAAAGAAUCAUAUUAUUGAUCGACGAGGCGGAUCGCUGGAAAGAGCGCUCUCAUGAUAUUUUGCGCAGACAUGAAAAGAUUGAUCCAGAGGAAUAUAGAAAACUCGAGGAAGAAAUCAGUAAUCUAAAGAAGGAACUCGAAGCAAAAUCAAAAGAGAACACUGACCUAAAUGAUAGAUUCACUAGGCUGAAGAAGCAAGCCCAUGAAAAACUUAAUGCUUCUAAGAUCGCGCAAGCAAAUUUAAGUGCUGAAGUAAAUGAACUGCAGGGGACCAAGACGAAGAUGGAGGAAAUUCUCAAGGAAACCCAGACCAAGGUCCUUAAUCUCGAGAAACUGCUGACAGAAAGAGACAGUGAGUCGGCUAACAAUGAGGACCUCCGUCACGAACUCGACGACGCUCUCGAAAGGUGUAAAGAAAUUGAAGUUAAGCUCGGAGAGACCGUUGGAAGUUCAGAGGGAUUGACGAGUCAACUGAACGAAGAGAUUAACUCGCUGAAAGAACAAGUUCGGAUCUUCAAGGAAAAAGAGAACGACUCGACAUUGGAAGGUAGCCAGGGCUUAUCCAAUGUUGUCGAAUCUAUGAAGAAGGCCUUCGAAGAGGAGAAGAUUAAAUUUAUUCAGGAGAAGACUGAAGAAUAUAAUAAGAAGUUUGAAGAAGAGAAAGCAAAACUCUCUUCAGAGAACGGAAGUCCAGCAGAGCCCGUAAGUGCACCUGACGUGAACAGUCUAAAAAAACAAUGGGAGGAAGAAUAUGAAGCUAUCUCGCAACAGAGAAUUCAGGAAGCAGAGGAAAAUCUUAAGAAGCGUAUUAGAAUGCCAACCGAGGAGAGGAUAAAGAAAGUCUUGGACAAGCGUAAGACAGAGCUGGAAGAGGAGUUUCAGCGCAGGCUGAAAGAAAAUAACCUGCAACCUGAAGGAGGAGAUGCGAAAGAACGAGAGGAGCUGAAGAAACAACUUGAAAGCGAAUUCGAAGCGAAGUACAAAGAAAUCUUGGCGUCCACAAAAAAGAAAGCUUUUGAAGAAGGUAAGCAGCAAGCCGCCAUGAAGAGCACCCUUCUUGAGAGGAAGAUUUCCAAGUUGGAAUCUCAGCUAAAUAGCAGUAAUAACCCUACUCCGGAAAAGGCUGCAGCGACAAGUGUUGGCUUGCCAACCAAAAUUGACGAGAGUAGGACUGAAAAUAUGGCUACAGGUACUCCAGCAUUUGGAGAAAAGGUUCUGAAACUGAGUGAUAAACCGGCGUUUUCUUUUCAGCCAUCGAGUAAGAGUAAUCCGUUUACUUCUGCACUGCCAGGAAAUAAUAACGUUUUUGGGAUGAAACCGACCUUUUCGUUCACUCCUGGGUCCUCCCAACCUGAAAGCCGCCCUACGUUUGGUUCUACAGGCUUCAAUACUACGGCAGAACCGGAAAGUAAUCGUUCAUCCUCUCAAAGCGAGGAGAGCAUACCAGAGAAGCAGGAAAGUGCCAGUGUUCAAGGGCAAAAUGGGAAGGUUGCUGAGGAAGCUGGUUCAAAUGUGACGACUACCCAAAAGCGCCCCGCAGAUGAUCAACCUGAUGACGAAGAGACACAUAAACGGGAAAAGCAACAAUCAUCAAGCCCUUUAGGCUAA